This is a messenger RNA of Rotaria sordida, 345 nucleotides long. The record is from the annotation of a GenBank genome assembly. NCBI's taxonomy places the organism in Eukaryota, Metazoa, Rotifera, Eurotatoria, Philodinida, Philodinidae.
AUGUCAGAUAAUCAACUUCCAUUUAGUACAAUGUUUAUGACGGCUAGUCAAAAGCCGAUUGUAAUCUCAUCAACAUCGAUGCAACGUGCUGAACAGAUUAUGUCGCAAUCUACUACCAAACAAGAAUAUGAUCAAUUUAGUGAUGAUAUUGAUGAUGAUGAGCUUUGUCGAGCAUGUGAUGAAUUAUACAAUACUUCACAGGCAUUACAAUCUCAACAACACAAAUUAAGUAAUAUUGAACAAAAUGAAAAUUUAACACAAAAUAGUAUCAGUGGUGUAAAACGUAAACGGCUUGGUGUAUCGACCACACCGAAUGAACGCCGUGCGAUAAUUAAAAAACAUUAA